UCUGCUCUCUCAGUAACAGAAAGUGGCCGCCUCUCUGCUGUUGCUGCCGACUCAAAGCUCACGGACUCGCUCGGCGCCUCAAACCGCCAUUUUGGAGUCAGAGAACCGAGAGUCGGCAGCAGCGAAGAGAGAGACGGAAAGGGGGACACGGGGCCGAGGGGAUUUCCAUCAUUGUCUGGUCAUUAAUGUUGGAAUCAAGAACAAUGGCAUCAUUCAUUGAAAAGUAAAAGUUUCUGCCCUGCUGGGCAGAGGUGUCUGUGCUGCAUGGCGUCGGUGCAGAGUGGCCGACUGGAAGGUGGGGCAUCGGGGAGCUCUGGCCUGGCCAAACCUCUCUACCUGCAGCGCUUGGAAAGAUCCCUGAGGUUGGACAGUUUCCUUCGUCAGACUGCCGCUAUCUUCAAUGGAGACAUAACCAGUGACGACAGUGAUGAGAGCGAUGGUGCGUUGGGGACCGGGCUAUCCCUGGAACCCUCCGCUCAGCAUGCAGCUUUGACCGUGAAGAGGGAGUCAUGUGAGCAAGGGCACGGGUUGUCAGAGGGAAAACCCCUCAACGGAGUCCUGCUGCAGGGGAAAGACCAAAAGGCGGAUAAAACGAGCCUCUACAAUUUCUCCAAGCUUAAGAAGAACAGGAAGUGGCUGAAGAGUAUCCUGUUGAGUGAUGACACCACGGACUCGGACACAGACUCAGAUGACUCUGACUUCAGUUUGUCUCGGGAGGAGCUGCACGACAUGCUGAGGCUACAUCGCUACACCAGGCAGCAUCAGAGCAAGUUCCACUCUGACCGCGAGCUUCACCAAUAUCAGUAUUACAGCACUGGACUCCUCUCAACUCAUGACCCCUUCUAUGAACAACAGCGCCACCUGCUGGGCCCCAAGAAGAAGAAAAUCAAAGAUGAGAAGAAAUUCAAAGCUAAACUGAAAAAAGUGAAGAAAAAGAAGAAGCGAGGAGAGGGAGAGUUUCUGGACGAUGGGCGCCCUUAUAUCACCAAGAUCUUUGCAAAGUUUUCCCAUGAUGCUCCGCUGCCCAUGGUGAAGAAGAAACAUCUCACCAUCGAGCAGCUGAACGCACGGCGGCGUAAGGUGUGGCUCACCAUCGCUAAAAAGGAGAUUCCCAAGUCUUUCAAGCAGAAGACCUCUGCGAAGAACUUAGUGUUGACCAACGCCAAAAAGUUGGCUCAUCAGUGCAUGAGAGAGGUUCGGCGUGCAGCUAUCCAGGCUCAGAAGAACUGUAAGGAGACAUUACCGCGGGCUCGCCGCCUCACCAAGGAGAUGAUGCUCUACUGGAAGAAGUAUGACAAAGUGGAGAAGGAGCACAGAAAGAGGGCGGAGAAGGAGGCGCUGGAGCAGCGUAAACUGGAUGAAGAGAUGAGAGAAGCCAAGCGUCAGCAGCGUAAACUGAAUUUCCUCAUCACCCAGACUGAGCUUUAUGCUCAUUUCAUGGGCGGUAAAGCGAACACGGGGGGUCCAGAGGAAGAUCCGACCCAGGAGGAAAUUCUGAGAAAGCUGGAAGACACUGCGGCGCACAGACAGAUUGACAUCGGAGGAGGCGUAAUGGUCAACAUGGGACAGGAGGACUAUGAUAGUGAAUACUACAAGUCCCAGGCCUUGAGGAACGCCAAAGAAGCUUACCAGAUUCAUCAAGAGAGAACGCGAAUGUUUGAUGAGGAGGCUAAGGACAGUCGCAGUGCGUCACUACACGCAGCUGUAGGCUCAUCUUCAGGCGCCGGCUCUGGAUUUGGAGAGAGCUACAGCCUCUCUAACCCGUCCAUCCAUGCAGGAGAAGACAUUCCUCAGCCCACCAUCUUCAACGGAAAACUCAAGGGUUACCAGCUCAAGGGCAUGAACUGGCUGGCCAACCUCUACGAACAGGGAAUCAAUGGAAUCCUGGCAGAUGAGAUGGGACUGGGGAAGACAGUGCAGAGUAUCGCCCUGUUGGCACACUUAGCAGAGAGAGACAACAUCUGGGGUCCGUUCCUCAUCAUCUCUCCUGCAUCCACGCUCAACAACUGGCAUCAGGAGUUCACCCGCUUUGUGCCCAAAUUCAAGGUGUUGCCGUACUGGGGGAAUCCACACGAUCGCAAGGUGAUUCGGAAAUUUUGGAGCCAGAAAACCCUUUACACACAAAAUGCACCGUUCCACGUGGUGAUCACGAGCUACCAGCUGGUGGUCCAGGACGUCAAGUACUUCCAGAGGGUCAAGUGGCAGUACAUGGUUCUGGAUGAGGCCCAGGCAUUGAAAAGCAGCACCAGUGUUCGGUGGAAAAUCCUUCUGCAGUUUCAGUGUCGAAACAGACUGCUGCUCACCGGGACGCCCAUCCAGAACACGAUGGCUGAGCUGUGGGCCCUGCUGCACUUCAUCAUGCCUACACUGUUUGAUUCCCAUGAAGAGUUCAACGAGUGGUUCUCGAAGGACAUCGAGAGCCACGCUGAGAACAAAUCUGCCAUCGAUGAGAACCAACUUUCCAGGCUGCAUAUGAUUCUGAAGCCUUUCAUGCUGCGCAGGAUCAAGAAGGAUGUGGAAAACGAGCUCUCAGACAAGAUUGAGAUCCUGACCUACUGCCAGCUGACGUCGCGGCAGAGGUUGCUCUACCAGGCUUUGAGGAACAAGAUCUCUAUUGAGGAUCUGCUGCAGUCCUCCAUGGGCACGGCGCAGCAGGCCCACAGCACCACCUCCUCCCUCAUGAACCUGGUCAUGCAGUUCAGGAAGGUGUGUAACCACCCUGACUUGUUUGAGCGCCAGGAGACGCGCUCUCCUUUCCACAUGUCCCUGAAGCCCUACAUCAUGUCGAAGUUCCUCUAUCGGCACGGCCUCCUCCACGCACACAACCAGGCCAAAAACAAAUUACUUCAAGUGCUGUUGUCUCCCUUUUCUCCAAAUCACAUCCAGCAGUCUCUUUUCCACAGAAGAGGUGAUGACAAAGGAAGCUGUUUCUCCUUCCUGCGCUUCAUCGACGUGUCACCAGCUGAGAUGUCCAAUCUAAUGCUGCAAGGCACCUUAGUAAGAUGGUUAGCCCUUUUUCUGUCCCUCAAAGCUGCGUAUCGGCUCCACCAUCAGCGCCUGUUUGGCCUUGAAGAAGAGUGCCAAGAGGAAGCGGGAUCCUCGCAGGAGGAGAGGGGGAGGUCACAGCCUAGGAGUAGGUGUCUGUCUCACAAGGACCUCAUACUGUGGCUGAACAGACCCACCAGUUUCCCGAACACGCGCACCAGCCCCGUCCUACAGGGCCUGGUGUUCACAGCUUUAAGACCCGGCAUGAUGGGACACUCAGACGUGAUGGUCCACAGUCGAAACUCCUCCACCUCGACGCUGCGGCCCUGCCAGCCCACACUGCCACCCAAGUUCUUGCUGGCAGCCACGCCCAGGGUGACAGCAGUUCCCAUGGAGCGUUAUUGUGACGACCGCAGCGCCGAGUAUGAGUGGCGGGUGACGCGUAGCGGAGGGGGCACAGUCUUCAAACAGUGUUUCCUCUACGGCUCCCCUGAGCUCGCCUCAGACUGGCGUGUGAGGGCCAACGCCUUCCACCCACAAUGCCCAGGGGGUGUGAUGGCGCUCCAUCCAAGACAUGGAUGGUCCUUCAUCCGGAUACCUGAUAAGGAGAGCCUGAUCACGGAAAGUGGAAAGCUCCACACCUUGGAUAUCCUGUUGAGUCGGCUAAAGGCUCAGGGACACAGAGUCCUCAUCUACUCUCAGAUGACCCGCAUGAUAGACCUGCUGGAGGAGUACAUGGUCUAUCGUAAGCACACCUACAUGCGCCUGGAUGGAUCCUCUAAGAUUUCUGAGCGCAGAGACAUGGUGGCUGACUUCCAGAGCCGGACGGACAUCUUUGUGUUUCUGCUGAGUACGAGGGCCGGAGGGCUCGGCAUUAACCUGACUGCUGCUGACACUGUUAUCUUCUAUGACAGCGACUGGAACCCCACAGUGGACCAGCAGGCCAUGGACAGAGCGCACAGGCUGGGUCAGACCAAGCAGGUCACCGUCUACCGCCUCAUCUGUCAGGGAUCCAUCGAGGAGAGGAUCCUGCAGCGGGCCAAGGAGAAGAGCGAGAUCCAAAGGGUGGUGAUCUCUGGAGGCAACUUCAAACCAGACACACUCAAACCCAAAGAGGUGGUCAGCCUGCUGCUGGACGACGACGAGCUGGAGAAGAAACUGCGUCAGAGGCAGGAGGAGAAGAGGCAGCAGGAAGAGUGCAGCAAAGUCAAAGAGCGCAAGAGGAAGAGGGAGAAGUACGCCGAGAAGAAGAAGAACGAGGAGUCGGAGAACAAGAAGAAAAAGGAGGUGAACCUGGUCAUCUCUCACGCACCGUCAGCAGACAACUCCAACCUCUCUGCAGACGGAGACGACUCCUUCAUCAGCGUGGAGAUGGACUCGGCCAUGCCCAGUCCCUUCAGCGAGAUCUCCCUGAGCAGCGAGCUCCAGCCCGGCUCGUUACCUCCGGACGCCGACGCAGACGAGAGCAGCAGCGACAUGCUGGUCAUCGUGGACGAUCCGGUGUCCUCUGCACCGCAGUCCCGCGCUACCAACUCCCCCUCCUCUGUGUCUGGAUCCGUCUCUGACAACAUGAACGGUGUUUCUGCCUCGGAAACGAUCAGUCCCGGCAGAGGCAGGUCUGGACGGAGUCGGGGGCGGCCUAAAGGAUCAGGAGGCGGGGCGAAGUCUGGAGGGAAAGGACGCGGGCGCAAGUCAACAGCCGGCAGCGCUGCAGCCAUGGCGGGAGCGAUGGCUGGUGCGGCAGCUGCAUCUGCAGCAGCUUACGCUGCUUACGGUUACAGUGUUUCUAAAGCAGGCCUCUCUGCGUCCAGCCCCCUGCAGCCUUCCCUGGGCCGGUCCAGCACCAGCCCCGCCUUCAACCCCAGCAGGAGCUCCUCUCCGCAGGCCAAAGGAGGCACCUCCACCCCGAGCCCCCACAGACAGCUGACCCACAGCCACCACCACAGCAGCCACGGCGCCGUCAGGAAGGGCAAAGGCCCCGGUGGUCCUGGGGCUCGAUAAUGCACUCAAACUGCACUGUACACACCCGAAAUGUGCCCUCACAUAGACGCGCAACUGUCUUAGUAUAGAACACACACACACACACACACACACACACACACACACACACACACACACACAUAACUGACCUACUCUCACUGUGACGCCCUACGCCUAAACUAAUGGGAAUACAGUAUAAAUAAUAACAGAGGCUUACUACCUGGAGGACCCUCUUCACACACACACACACACACACACACACACACACACACACACACACACAGCGUCAUAUGAAGGUACAGUCCCCUACCAGCCUCCACAUUUCUUGGUCCAGUUUUAUUUAAGGUGUCCGGGUCAGUGGACAGAAUCUGCCUUGAGUAUUUUUGUUUGCAUUGUGACAAGAGUAUCUCCAAGUGCUUUUUUCGAGAAGACGGACCGUACUUUUCUACUCGCGACAGGGAGCUCUUUGGAUGUGCUACCGAGCUGCGACGCUACAACAAAGACGUGAACACACACGUAGCUCAAAGGGCUUUGAAAUGUUUGCCAGUUUAGGGAGGCAAAGGAGUUUCUGUCAAAUGCACUGAGCCAAGUCUUCCGUUUGUUUUCCGCUGUUGUUGAUUCUAAUAAAUGUGCAUUAGGUUAUUUAAUUGUUCUGUAGAUAUGCUCAGUGCAAACUGGUGGACGAUUCUACAUUUCACAGAGCUUAAAGAAAUACUUCACCCUCCUCAUAAUUUGAAUAUCAGUUACUCACCCUGUGUUGCGCUGAAUUCCUAAAG
Molecule: messenger RNA, 5741 nt
Organism: Plectropomus leopardus (leopard coralgrouper)
Lineage: Eukaryota; Metazoa; Chordata; Actinopteri; Perciformes; Serranidae
Gene: ino80
Product: INO80 complex ATPase subunit
Biological process (GO): DNA-templated transcription; DNA repair; chromatin remodeling
Cellular component (GO): Ino80 complex; nucleus
Molecular function (GO): DNA binding; ATP hydrolysis activity; histone binding
Source: RefSeq, a predicted model, not a curated record